This is a messenger RNA of Tuber aestivum (summer truffle), 1787 nucleotides long. The record is from the annotation of a GenBank genome assembly. NCBI's taxonomy places the organism in Eukaryota, Fungi, Ascomycota, Pezizomycetes, Pezizales, Tuberaceae.
CGUUACCAGCCUACCACAAUAACUCCGAACUCCCGCCUAGCCGACGCUGACCCUCGUGUCAAGAAGGGCCAAACCGACUGGGCCGGUUGAGCAGGAAAAAAAUUCCCUGACACUACAGUAGGGUUAGGGUUUUCAAAGCAUCCGGAUCGAGCCCGGAACCUCACACAUACUCCAUCCACUAUCGCACCCAUGAAAGGGAUGUACUCGAGCACUCGAGUAGCGGUAUAGUACGAUACGAGUAUCUGUGGGGUUCAUCACUGCACGCAGCACCCCGAAAGAACUAAAGUUACCACAGCCCAGCUCACCGCUCCUGGUACGAUCUUGUCCGGAUACUGGCGGCAUCCCCACCAGGAACGGCACGAUCUCCAGUAUCAAUUGAACUGUACCAGGGAUAAACUAGCCCGCUCAAGCCCGUCCACGUGUCUUGUCUCACCCAUGCGGAGGCCCCACCCUCAAUGCAAUGGACGGGGGCUCCGCGGUGCUUCUGCUGCUCAAGUGUCAUAGUCUAAAAUAUUCCUCAUCGGACCCUUCCUCUUGCCCCGUCACUCACCCCUCCAUAAAGAAGAUUAUUUGAGGCAAUUGCGCAGAUUUGGUAGUCGCGAUGAGGUCCACAACGCUUCUUGGGCUCGGGGCCGGUUUGGCGGGGAUGGCGGGAGCCAGGUCUGGGAUCAUGGAGAUUCUGGAUGGGUGGAAGGAUAGCCCGUAUGCGAGGUACCCGACGGAUUUCACCAGGGGUAUUACUCCGGUAUGUUUUCUCUUUCUUCUCAGGCUACUGAUAGUGGGAUUGGUUGACCUAUGGGAGGGGGUUGUGAGUGUAGAAAGGAAUACAUUCGCAUAAUGAUUAUUGGAGGGAUGUUCCAUUGUACUCUGGUAAGUGCAUACCCUCUCACCGGUAAGAAGAGGGAGAACUCGCCGGACUGACCAAGGCGAACAGCAAUUGCCAAUGGGGCGAUAUCAGUGGAGGCAGAUGUCUGGCUGUUUAACGAAACAUUGUACGUAAGUAUUUAAACUUAAUUCCCCUCUCAAGAUAUAGCUCUAACCGGAAACCCAAGAUUGGCCACGACACCUCCUCCCUAACUGAAAAUCGCACCUUCGAAAACCUGUACAUAAACCCUCUUGUUGAUAUCCUCACAAAGCAAAAUCCGACCUCGUGCUUCGCGCACACUAAAACGCGGAAGUAAGUCCCUCUUCCCCCCCUACCCCCCUAACUCUUCGUGGACAUCCCCUAACGCAGCACAACCAGCGGCGUCUUCGACACCUCAAUCAGCCAAACCCUAUUCCUCUUCGUCGACCUCAAAACCUCGGGCAAGGAAACCUGGCCCGCAGUCGUUAAAGCUCUAGCCCCACUUCGGGCUUUAGACUACCUGGCCUCCAUACAAGACGACGUCCUGAUUCCCGGCCCAGUGACGGUGAUAGGAACCGGAUCCACCCCCCUAGACGCUAUCCGCCCGUUGUCCACGAGGGACUACUUCUUCGAUGGCGUGCUACGGACACUCGAUUCACAGAACAUCACGAAGGUGAUUUCACCAGUCGCGAGUGCGCAGCUAUCUUCCACAGUCGGGAAAGUGGGGCAUGAGGGGUUGAAUGCGACGCAAAGGGGAAUGGUCAAGAGGCAGGUAGAGGAGGCGCAUAAGAAGGGGAUUUUUGUCAGGUAUUGGGAUUUACCAGGAUGGCCGGUGAGCCUUAGAAAUAGGGUUUGGAGGGACCUGGUGGGUGCUGGCGUGGAUUUGUUGAAUGUGGAUGAUUUAGAGGCGGGGGCUGGUGUCGCCGUCUCGGUGGAGUGGUAG